Leguminivora glycinivorella is the source of this 830-nucleotide messenger RNA. RefSeq lists its product as uncharacterized. Bases 257 to 817 code for a protein of 186 amino acids. The transcript has 5 exons. Gene Ontology annotation, biological process: proteolysis. The record is from RefSeq and is a predicted model, not a curated record. Gene Ontology annotation, molecular function: metalloendopeptidase activity. NCBI's taxonomy places the organism in Eukaryota, Metazoa, Arthropoda, Insecta, Lepidoptera, Tortricidae.
UAAAAGUUAAACUGACUUCUAUAGUAAAUAAAGCACGGUGUCAAUACGAUAGGGUUCUAGAGUGGCCUAGGAUUCUGAUCGGUUGACUGUACAUCCCAUUUGAUUGUUAUAUCAAUGUUUUAUUUGGCGAAGACUGGUCGACCGAUUGUGAACCGUUUUUUCCACUUAUCGGGCCGUUGUUACCAGUAAAACUCAAUUCACGGACCUUGACUUUUAUUAAGAAGUUUCGUGACUUUUAGUUACCGCCUAGUAGUCCAUGUAUUCUGAAAAAGUAUAUUUUAUAUUUUUUGUCUUAUUUGCUGCUUGCUGGACAAGCUCAAUUGCUUGCUUGGGAAGUAGAGAUCGCAAUAAAACAAAUAUUUUACUUCAAUAUUUUCCUUGCCAGUGGCUGGACGGCAUAAUUCCCUUCGUUUUCGAUUUUUACGCCAUAAACUCCAACCGUCUCCUCAAAAUCAUCCGUCAAGGCCACGAGCUCAUCCAAAACCAAUCUUGUCUGGUCUUCAACGAGCGUAACCCUAUCGCGAUGGCGCAAAGUCGGAAUAGUUUCCACUACCUCUACUACACCUACUCGAAUGCUCUGGAAGACUGCUGCUACGCGCCCAUUGAUGUUCGGUUUGGUCGGCGGGUGGUGCUAAUAUCUCCAGGGUGCAAGGAGCCGCACGAGAUCGCCCACGUGACGCUGCACAUGCUCGGGCUCCGGCACGGAGACAGCAGCCCGUUCCCCGCGGCCGAGGUCAACGCCGUACUCUACCCGGGACACUGCCAGGUCCAGGGGGCGAGGGCUAAAGGGGGCCCUCCGUAUUCUGGUAGUGAAUAAAGUGAGAAUGUUA